CAGUAGCUAUGGCCGCCUCCAGUCUCAAUGUGGUGCGUGUCAGGUUGUAUUUUGAUUAUCCAUCACCGGCUGUGCCUACCUGUCGUAUGUGUUGGUUGCUUGUAGAUCUGAACAAAUGCCGAGUUGUCGGAGAUUUGGUCAGCGUCAUCAGAGAGAAGUUUGAAUACAGUCGCAAGACUUGCUUAGACCUUUUCAUUGAGGACUGCUAUCUUCCACCAUCUGAAAGCAUCUACGUCGUGCGGGAUAAUGACAGCAUAAGGGUAAAAGCUGAAAGUCCACCCCAUCUGAAUGGCGCAGAGCCUGACGCGUCCAAGACCCGAGAAAAGAAAAGACGGAGGGAGCACGUAGAAGUCGCAGCAGUAGACGAGCAGCCAUGCACCACAGCCAAGAAGAGAAGACACACCGAGGAGGAGACGCAGCCAGAGGUUCAGACAGAUGCUGUAGUGAAAAAUAAGAAAAAGAAGAAGGACAAGAAAAAGAAGAGGAAGGAGGAGCAGGCCAGUGCCAGUGGAGGACAGAAAGAGACGGUCAAAUCAGCCUCUGGAGCUGCUGCAGUGUCAAAACCUCAGACAGAUAAAUCUAGCAAGAGAGCCACCACUGCAGUAAAUGGCAAGCCCACUGGCAAGAAAGCCCAGGAGACAUCUUCAGACUCCAGCGAGAGCAGUGAUGAAGGGUCUCCAAAGAGACAUGUUCAGCCCAAACCACACAGACAGACGGCUGCCGCUGGCAGUGCAGGCACGGGGAGUAAGCCUGGUGGUGCUGCAGCCAAGCGCAAAGACAGCUCCUCAUCCUCCUCCUCAGACUCUGACUCAGUCCAGAAGCGUCCCCCCAAAAAGGCGACACCUGUCAAAUCCCUCCCUGCUUCCAAGCCCUCUGCUGUACCCUCCACCAAGCCUGGCCUGCAAAACGCUACUGCUGCUGUAAACGCAAAACCCAAGCCCAAGCCCCCACCCAAUAAAGCAGCACAGAGUUCCUCGUCGGACUCGUCUGACUCCUCCACCAGUGCAGAGAGGCCUCCAGCAAAACGCACGCCAGCGAUGAUCCCCCCGCCUGCCUCCUCGGCCGUCCCCAAAACUGCAGCUCCCUCUGGGGGAAGCUCCAAGAAGCCGCAGGCUAAAGCAGCGGAGACCUCCUCCGAUUCCUCAGACUCUUCCUCAAGGUCGGAGAAGGCCCCAAAGGCCCAAAAGCCCUCCCCCUUCACCAACCCCAAAGCCCCGUCAUCCGCACCGGCCUCCCUCCUCAAAACCCCUUCGUCUGCCCCCUCAGUCAACGCACAGCCAGCGGCCAAACAGGCCAACCGCGCCUCAUCCUCGGACAGUAGCGAGGAAGAGAUUGAGCUGGUCAUCAGGAAACCGGCGCUGAACGGCAUGGGCCUGAACAUCGCAGGGGUGGUCGCCUCCAGUCCCAUCGUGAGCGCAGCCAGGGGCAGACCAGGGAGUGGGGAGGGGAGGUUCGCCCGGAAGAGCAGAGGUGGGAGUGGGGGGGUUGGACGUGGGAACGGGACGCCCUAUAGUAAAGGCUUCCGGUACGACUACCAGGAUGAGGACUGGAAGAAGAGCAGGUUUUCAGACUCGCUGGUCAACACUAGUCUGUUCGUGCAGAACCCCCCUGAGGCGCCGCCACCCCCACCACCCCAACGUGAAUACAGCACCUUCCCACUCCUGGCUGCUCCUCCACCGGUUGGUCAGAAGAUCGCCUUCAAGCUACUGGAGCUGACUGAGAAUUACUCCCCUGAGGUGUCGGAUUACAAGGAAGGGAAGAUCACUGGAUUUAAUGUCACUACCAACAUGUUAGAGCUGCAACUACUCUCAAGACCAAAAGUUCCGACAGAACCGGGCAAGUUUGAUCUGGUGUAUGAGAACGCAGAUGGUUCUGAGGUGGUGGAGUAUGCUGUGACCCACGGAUCCCAGUUGACCGAGCGCUGGGAUGCAUUGCUGGAGCCGAGGCUUAUUGUGGAGAAUGUGGGAUGAGAGUCCUCUCACCAAAUUGAACGAGUCACACAUCUUUGCUUUCAACUUUUAAAUAAUGUAAUUUUUUGACCAAUGUUGAAUAGAAAUGUUUUCUUUGAAUUGGAGGUUUUAAUGUUUUCUAUGUUGAUGUUGUUCAGACCAAAUAAAUAUUCUUUUUUUA
This is a messenger RNA of Engraulis encrasicolus (European anchovy), 2130 nucleotides long. RefSeq names its product coilin p80 (gene coil). Gene Ontology annotation, molecular function: U1 snRNA binding; U2 snRNA binding. The transcript is spliced from 7 exons. The record is from RefSeq and is a predicted model, not a curated record. Gene Ontology annotation, cellular component: Cajal body. The coding region runs from base 9 to 1970 and encodes 653 amino acids. Lineage: Eukaryota; Metazoa; Chordata; Actinopteri; Clupeiformes; Engraulidae. Gene Ontology annotation, biological process: spliceosomal snRNP assembly.